AUGAUCAAGCCAACAUCACUGAACACACCACCCAAGAUCAAGAACAGCUACAGGUGGUUCCCCUAUUUCAGGGAUUGCAUUGGAGCAAUUGAUGGUACUCAUGUCACUGCAAAGGUACCGAGAUCAAUGUCUGCAGCAUUCCGCGGGAGGAAGCACUACACCAGCCAGAACGUGCUAGCAGCUGUGGAUUUCGAUAUGAGGUUCACCUACGUGCUUGCUGGGUGGGAGGGUUCAGCUCAUGAUGCGAGCAUCCUGGCCGACAGUUUGUCAAGGCCUGAUGGGUUGCAAAUCCCUGAGAGUAAGUUCUACCUUGGAGAUGCUGGAUAUGCAUGCCGACCUGGAAUUCUACCUCCCUUUAGGAAAACAAGGUACCACUUCAACGAGUUCUCUGCGAAGCAUCGACCUCUGAAUGCGAGAGAGUUGUUCAAUCUGAGACACUCAAACCUUAGAGUCACCAUUGAGAGGGCCUUUGUUGCAUUGAAGAACAGGUUCAAGGUCCUUGACCGGAAACCGUUCCACACGUUUGACACUCAAGUAAAGCAGGUCCUUGUUUGCUGCAUUCUUCACAACUAG
Molecule: messenger RNA, 573 nt
Organism: Lolium perenne
Lineage: Eukaryota; Viridiplantae; Streptophyta; Magnoliopsida; Poales; Poaceae
Product: protein ALP1-like
Source: RefSeq, a predicted model, not a curated record